Closterium sp. Naga37s-1 is the source of this 2691-nucleotide messenger RNA. The record is from the annotation of a GenBank genome assembly. NCBI's taxonomy places the organism in Eukaryota, Viridiplantae, Streptophyta, Zygnematophyceae, Desmidiales, Closteriaceae.
AUGAUCGCAACAGGGCUCCAUGGUAAACUAGAUAAAUGCUUGCCGGAGGUUGACCUGCUGCUGAACGUGAGGAAGGUGCUGGCGGAGAUCGAGGCGAUAAUUGCAGCAGGGCCACACGGCAAGCUAGAUGAGUACCUGCCAGUGGUUGACCUGCUGCUGAACGUCAGAAAGGAGCUGGCGGAGAUUGAGGCGAUGAUUGCAGCAGGGCCCCAUGGGAAACUAGACGAGUACCUCCCAGUGGUUGAUCUGCUGCUGAACGUGCGGAAGGUGCUGGCGGAGGUGGGGGAGAAGGAGUCGGGGCGCCGGGCGGACAUGCUGCUGCGGACUGCCAUGGAGGACUUGGACUACGAACUAAGAGACAUUCUUAAGCGGCGCAGCAAGCAGGCUUCUGCCCGCUUCAGUGUAGACGAGCUCAAGAGGCUGUUCCAGGCGGAGUUCCUGCAUGUGCUUCCUUUUCCCUCACCCUCCCCCACCCACCCCCUGUGCCCCAAGCAGGCAUCCGCGCGUUUUUCAGUGGACGAGCUCAAGAGGUUAUUCCAGGCGGAGUUAGUGCACGUCUUUGCCCCUCCUCACCUCACCCCCCCCCUCUCUCCCCCUUUCUUCCCUGCCCUUCCCCCCAGCAAGCAAGCGUCCGCCCGCUUCAGUGUAGACGAGCUGAAGAGGCUGUUCCAGGCGGAGUUCCUGCACGUGGGGAGUGGGGAUUCCGCAGGGGAGGAAGGGGAGGAGAAGGGGGAGGGGCGGGAGGGGCGGGGGGGCAGAGAGGGGAGAGGAGGGGCGGAUGGGGAGGAUGAGGGACUUUUGAGUCCAGGGGAAAGGGGGGAGGCGAGGGGCGAGGGAAGGGGGGGGAGGAGGGAGGGGAGAAAAGAAGGGGACUUGGAAGGGGACGAGAAGGCUGGUGGGGAAGGUGAGGAGGAGGAGGGGAGGAGGAAGGAGAGGAGGAAGGUUCCUGAGCUGUUUCCUGUGAGCACGGGGCGGUGGUUGAAUGAGGCGGCUGGGAGGAUGGUGCAAGGAGGGGCGGGAGGAAAGUGCGUGGAAGCUUACAGGUCUGUGCGCGUGGAGGCAGUUAAAGCCCUGAUGGAUGAACUGAGGCUGGAGGAUGUGCUGAGUCCCGGGGUGAUUCAUGAAGCGCCGUGGAGAGUGCUUGAGCAGGCUUCCAAGGAGUGGGUGCAGGCGGCUUAUAUCAUUGUGAGUCUCCCUGCAGAAUCCCACAAGAAAGGGGUGAUUCGCAAGGCACAAGGCACUGUGGAGGGUGCUGAAGAAGGCUUCAAGGGAAUAAGUGCAGGCCGUUUCUAUCAUUGGGGCGUUGAUAAUCCCCAUGGAGCAUCAGACGGCCAACGAGGCUUGGAGGGGCAUGGAUGGAUGGACACACAGAGGCAGGAGGGAGCGUUGAUAAUCCCCAUGGAGCACCAGACGGCCAACGAGGCUUGGAAGGGCAUGGACACUCAGAGGCGUGCCGCCCUAAGGAGCGUGCUGGAGGACGGCGGCGUCGGGCGGCGGGUUUUGUUUCUAGCGGACGUGCUGAGGGCCAUCGUAUCACGGCGGAUGGCAGAGCAGCUGUUUUCAUUGCUGGAUGCAUAUCAAGUGGUGCAAGAGAUCAUGCCGGAGCUCGCUGCCACAUUUCAGGACCUCAAGGUCAGCAAUGUGUGGGGGGCGUGUGAGGGCCUGCCGCUGCUGCUGGGGCGAGCAGUGGCAGCAUGCUUCCAGCGCCUCAAGCUCUUACUGGAGGACUCUGCUGCUUCUAAUCUCGCUGAUGCUAUGCGGAAACCCGUUCCCGCCAAGAAAGCAGCCCUGAGCUUUCUCACGCGCAGUGCCACCAGCAACAGCAGCACGGCGGUGGCACCAGACGAGUCGGUUUAUGAGAUUGUGCCGCGAGGGGGCGCUGUGGAUUCGAUCACGAGCUAUGUUGCGAAUUACAUCCGCAGCUACAUGCAACGGCAAGGAAGGAGAAGCUACGUGGAUUCCCUCACAUCUCUCUUCUCUCUUCUUGAGGCUCAUCCAGACGAAGACCCCAGCUCCCUCACAGCAGAUUUUGCCCUCCUCUCUCUCCCCGCCUCCUCCUCCCUCUCCCCUCUCGCCUCCUCCAAUCCGAUCGCUGCUGCUGCCGCCGCCGCCACCAUGAACGCCACGUCAGCAUCUGCCAUGUCAGCAAACGGGAGGGCGCCAGGUGUCGGGAGGAGCCUGGAGAGCGAGACAGCUCAGCUGGUGAUGGCUCUAAGGAGGAACCUAGAGAUUAGAGCAAGGCUCUACCCAGAGGAGUUACAGCAGCUCUUUCCUAUGAACAACCUUAACUAUCUUGUCAAGUCCAUGAACGACUGGCACGGGUGGCACGCACAGGGCAUUGAAAAGAACUUGUCUGCUGUGAGAAGGGAGGGUGCCAAGGACCUCAUGGUGGCGUUAGCAGACCUGCAUGACGACAGAGUGGUGCAGCAGCAUGCAGGGGCUUUCCAGUCUCUCGCCCUGCUCAAGGUGAGACAGACGGGGGCACUCAAGGUCAUGACGGCCAUGAGCACCAGUGAGGAUGCAGUGCAGCCAUCCAUGCACUCGUUUCGUUCACAUCCUCCCCUCUCAUCCUCCCCCCAACCCCUUCCCCCCUCCUACCCACCUCUUCACUCCCCCUCUUCCACUGUGCUACCCGCCUCUCUUCAUACCCAUCCCUGCUGGUUUCAUCCCAUCAGGUCAUGGCGGCUCUGA